Ustilago hordei is the source of this 1125-nucleotide messenger RNA. RefSeq lists its product as uncharacterized. Gene Ontology annotation, molecular function: NAD transmembrane transporter activity. Gene Ontology annotation, biological process: NAD transmembrane transport. NCBI's taxonomy places the organism in Eukaryota, Fungi, Basidiomycota, Ustilaginomycetes, Ustilaginales, Ustilaginaceae. The transcript has a single exon. Bases 1 to 1125 code for a protein of 374 amino acids. The record is from RefSeq and is a predicted model, not a curated record.
AUGGUGCUCCGUUCAUCAGCAAUAGCAGGAGCGUGUGCAGGGUUAGUUUCCUCCGUCGUAACAUGUCCCCUCGACGUUGUGAAAACUCGACUUCAAGCACAAGAAGGGCGGAGACGAAGUCCUCCUGCUGCUCCUACAAUACCCAAUAUCCCAACACCAACUUCUUCCCUCUCUCCUCACUCACGGCCGCCACCACCAGCCCCGGCACCAGCACCUCCAACAUACCUCGGUCUGCGAGCAACACUUGGCAACAUCUACCACAACGACGGCUUUCGUGGCUUUUACCGUGGCCUGGGACCUACCAUCUUCGGCUACCUUCCAACAUGGGCUAUUUACUUUACCGUUUAUGACAAUUGUAAAUCCCUCUACCCCUCCUCUUCUGCCUCUGAAGAGUUUAUCAAUCACAUUCUAUCGGCAAUGACAGCUGGAGCGGUUAGCACUAUCUGCACUUCUCCUCUAUGGGUGGUUAAGACGAGAUUUAUGCUGCAGAGUACGAAAGAUACCAAGAUUAAGCCAUAUAGGCAUACGGGAGACGCUUUUGUUCAGAUUUUCAGGUCAGAGGGGGUGAGGGGUUUUUAUAAGGGAUUAUUGCCAAGUUUGUUUGGAGUAAGUCAUGUGGCUGUCCAGUUUCCGCUCUAUGAAUGGUUUAAAGGAAUUGCCCGAGACAGAAGGGUCGGGGGUGAAGGGGAGGGUGGGGAGUUGGAUGCAAGUACGAUUUUGUUGUGCAGUAGUUCAGCAAAGAUGAUUGCUAGUGUCACAACCUACCCACAUGAAGUCUUGCGAACUCGGUUGCAGAUGCAACCUCGCAAUCAUCCCCGAACACCAGGGUCAACAGGGACAACAUCGUUGACCCGCCCUCCAACCUCGUCCAAGCCAACAAUAGCGUCAACGAUCAAACAAAGCGUCAACGAAACCAAAAACGCCGUCGUAGAAGGCGUAAAAGGGACCGGAAGGUACACAGGCGUAAUCCAAGCAAGUCGAACAAUAGCAAGAGAAGAAGGGAUAAGAGGAUUCUACAAAGGCAUGACGGUGAAUCUGGUAAGGACUGUACCAAGUUCAGCUUUGACUAUUUUGACUUACGAAUUGAUUAUGCAACAUUUAAGUAGUCAACAUGACGCUGGCUAA